AUGGCAGCAUACACAGCACGGGAAACGCUGACUGAUCAACCGACAUGUCAAUCGUGCAUCGCAGAUGGAGUCCCAGCUGUAAGUUUCUGCUCCCACGUCGACUGCUUGACUUUCAUGUGCCGUAACUGCGAUCAAGCUCACCGCACGAUGCGUCAAUUCAAGGACCACGCCUUGCACUCGAUAGAGGAUCUGCAAAAGCGGCCAGCGAGCCAUACGUCCGGGCAAAGCUUGCUGUGCAAGGAGCAUAGGCAGAAUCCGUUGUCCCUGUACUGUGAUGAAAAGAGCUGCCAGAAGGCCAUCUGUGUGUCUUGCGCAGCCACCGCCCACUCUUCUCACCGCGUCGUCGUUCUAGAAACGAAAUCAUUCGAAGCAAAGAAGGUAUUGCAAAGCCUUGUCGCAGAAGUCAGAAGUAAAAUAGAUCACACACACCUUAUUUCCGGACAACUCAACACCGAGAAAAAUCUAACGAGUGACUUGUUUAAAAAAAGAUCCGCCGAGGUUUCAGCAAUCACCAAAGACCUAAAAGAACUGUUGACAAAGAGAAACGACGUUGUCAUCCCGGAAAUGAAGAAGAAGUGUGUGGACAUAUCAAGCCACCUUACUUGUCUAGCUGACCACGCCGAGACUUUAGCUUGCCGGUUCAAGUCAGCCUGCCAGGACGCCGAGGGAGCCUGCGACAUCGGUAACCCCAUCGAUCUGCUCAACGCUUUGGCACACCACACCGCAAUUUUGCACGAGCUCAAUGCUAUCGUUGUCGACGAGGCGAUCUCGUUCCACACAGACCGAGAGACAAGAUUUCCCUCCUUAUAUGAAGAUCGCGAUCAGCUUUUUUCUGAUUUUGAGAAGUUUGUGUCACGCAUUGGGCGGCUCAACGCAUCCACCGGCAAAAACGCUGUUUCUUUCAAGAUAGACUUCCCUGACCGAGUGGCAUCACCCCUGUAUGCCAAGGCCAUGCACAGAGUUCGUAUAACCUCGGAAAAUCCCUGUUGCUCCUUUAGUAAUCUCAGUGUGUGUCCAUAUACGUUUUUCCAGUCACCGGAUGGUAAUACCAGAGAUUGCAAGUAUGUUCAGCAAUGCGGUGACUCCUAUGAAUUCGAGUUCAAGCCAUUGGUAGCAGGACUUCAUCAGCUGCACAUCGGCAUAUCAGGAGUGCCAAUCAAAGGCAGUCCAUUCCCAGUUGACAUUGAAGAAACCCCACCCUUGAUGGCCAACACUGACGACCUAUCGCCUCGUGCAACCAACAUCAACAAACCCGACGCAAAUUCGGCGGAUGCGCAAGCCAAGAUUCUGGGACUCCCUCUGAUGAGGUCAGAAACCACCAAUAUACCGAGGCGCAAGUAA
Patiria miniata (bat star) is the source of this 1341-nucleotide messenger RNA. Its product is annotated as E3 ubiquitin-protein ligase TRIM71-like. Gene Ontology annotation, biological process: positive regulation of DNA-templated transcription. The transcript has 2 exons. The coding region runs from base 1 to 1341 and encodes 446 amino acids. Lineage: Eukaryota; Metazoa; Echinodermata; Asteroidea; Valvatida; Asterinidae. The record is from RefSeq and is a predicted model, not a curated record. Gene Ontology annotation, cellular component: nucleoplasm; chromatin. Gene Ontology annotation, molecular function: protein binding; ubiquitin-protein transferase activity; zinc ion binding.